This is a messenger RNA of Arachis duranensis, 1168 nucleotides long. RefSeq names its product mitochondrial outer membrane protein porin 2. The transcript is spliced from 6 exons. Gene Ontology annotation, biological process: monoatomic anion transmembrane transport. Lineage: Eukaryota; Viridiplantae; Streptophyta; Magnoliopsida; Fabales; Fabaceae. Bases 83 to 922 code for a protein of 279 amino acids. Gene Ontology annotation, cellular component: mitochondrial outer membrane. The record is from RefSeq and is a predicted model, not a curated record. Gene Ontology annotation, molecular function: voltage-gated monoatomic anion channel activity.
CCUAAACCCCAUUCUUCCCUCUUUUCUCUCGUUCUGCGUAUUUUUCUCUUUUUAUGCAACACAUCGAGCUUCAGAUUCAAAAAUGUCAAGCAACAAAGGACCUGGAUUCUUCUCUGCUAUUGGCAGCAAGGCCAGAGAUGUCCUAACGAAGGAUUACAACGCUGAUCACAAACUCACUAUCUCUUCCUCCUCCAACACCGGUGUUGAUUUGAGUUCCACAUUGUUGAAAAGUAGAGGACUCUCAUCUGGAAAUGUGGCUGCAUUGUUUAAAUACAAAGACAAAACGGAAGUUCAUGUCAAAGUUGAUACUGAAUCAAGUGUAUUGACAACAUUUACUAUAUCAGACAUAUUGCCUUCUGCUAAAGCGAUUGCAUCCAUACGAGUACCUGAUUACAACUCUGGCAAGUUAGAGCUUCAGUAUCUUCAUGAUCAUGUGGCUUUUACUACUGCCUUUGGUUUCAAUCGUUCCCCUACAAUUGAUUUUUCUGCAACAAUUGGGACUCCUGGCAUUGCAUUUGGGGCAGAAACCAGCUUUUCAACGGCUAUUGGCAAGUUAACAAAGUACAAUGCUGGUGUUUGCUUGAAAAUGCCGACUUCCAAUGCUUCAGUAAUUUUAGCUGACAAAGGAGACUCCAUGAAGGUAAUGUAUUUGCAUCAGCUGGAAAAGUUGAAUGGGGGCGCCGUUGUAGGAGAGAUUAGCAGAAGGUUCUCUACCAAUGAGAACACAUUGACAGUGGGAUGUUCAUACGUAGUCGAUACACAGACGGUUGUGAAAGCAAAGCUGAACAACCACGGGAACCUUGGAGCUGUGUUGCAGCAUGAGCUUACAGACAAGUCAUUCUUGACUAUCUCGGGUGCCUUUGAAACGAAGGCUUUGGAAAAUAGCCCCAAGUUUGGCUUCUCACUUUUGCUCAAGCCAUAAAUGAAUUUAUAUAUAGUGAUAAUGCUAAAUCUCAACAGAUAAAAUAUUCCAUGUUUUUUCCCACAUAUUUCUUCAAUCAGGUAGAACAGAGUAAGAAAGUUUAGGAAAUCGAUAUAGAUUGUCGAUGCCUUCAAUUUUGUUCUUAUUAUAUUCAAAUGAUUGAUUGGUUGUAUUGAGAUUGUAUUGACAUUGUCAUGGGAAUGAAAUCUAAAUUAUUGAUAGCAUCUAAUUUGAAACUAAUUAUCA